Molecule: messenger RNA, 11201 nt
Organism: Loxodonta africana (African savanna elephant)
Lineage: Eukaryota; Metazoa; Chordata; Mammalia; Proboscidea; Elephantidae
Gene: ZNF501
Product: zinc finger protein 501
Exons: 2
Coding region: 4989-5864 (291 amino acids)
Biological process (GO): regulation of transcription by RNA polymerase II
Molecular function (GO): DNA-binding transcription factor activity; RNA polymerase II cis-regulatory region sequence-specific DNA binding
Source: RefSeq, a predicted model, not a curated record
GCCUGGGGAGCGGCUCCUGCUGUACUCGGCUGCGGCGGGCUCAGCCCCAGACCGCCCUUGGGCCCAGGGGGCCGACUGACCGCAGCGCCUCUUCCUUCCGAUCGGGCAGGAGCCUUAGGGGCGGAGGCCCGAUGCCUGGGGAAAGCUUGCGGUGAAGAGGGGAGGCGGAAGAUUGUUCAAGAACUCGGGUCUAGGAGUCGGAAGGCGUGGUGUCCAAUUCCGUCUACUUGAGCGAGUCAGCGAACUUCCGCUUUAGUUUUCUGAUUACCGGGAAGCAAAUACUAUUCCUUCCGUUGCCACUUCGCAGAGUUGUGCUGGUUGGAUAAGAAUGUAUGUGUGGUCAUUACCUCUAUCCUUUCAUUGAGUAUUUAUCCUUCUCUAACCGGUGGCAGAAGGAGCCGUAGUGGCACGGUGGUUAAGCACUCGGCUGCUGACCGAAAGGUGAGGUCAGGUCGGUGGCUCGGACCCACCAGCCGCUCUGCGGGAGGAAAGACCUGGCAGUCUGUUCCGGUAAAGAUUACAGCCUCGGACACCCUAGGGGGCAGUUCUGCUCUGUCGUAUAGAGUCGCUACGAAUUGAAAUGGACCCAGCAGACAACAGCAACUAACAAAAUCGGUACUAUGUGAAGACGUAUAGAUGCAAUAAUGGUAAUAAUAUUUUAACAGCAGGUACUGUUUAUUGAAUACUUACCAGCCGGGCACUUUUCUAAGUGCCUUCCAUGUAUUAACUCAUGUAUUCAUCACCACAACCCUGUGAAGGAGUUGUCGAUAUCAUCUCUAUUUAACGGUUGAAAAAAGUGGCGCACACAUAGGUUUAGUAACUUGCCGGGGACCAUUUGGCUAAAAAAUGGUGGAAUGGAGAUUCCAACCCAGAGCAUCUAACCUCAGAGCCCCGGCCAUACUUGUCUUCAAAUUUAGUGGUGGAAGACAGAAAUGUAAGUAGAGAAUUAACACACUGAAUGGAAAGUGCUACAGUAGAUAUGCAAAUUCUGUGAGAAUGUAGAGAAAGGAAAUACCUUGGAAAAGUCAAGUUUUUCCACAGGGAAGAGGUGUGGCUCACAUUUAAGCUGAAUAUUAGACUAAACGUUUGAAAAGAAGUUUGUUCACUGUCAGAUAGGGGUUCUAAUGGACUGGGGUGGAUUAAACUGGAAACCAGGUCCCUGCCUUCUAAUACAGCAUUCUUUCCUUUCAUUAGAAGGGGUCCGUUAAGGGGUCCUCAACACCUUCCAACAUACUCUCCCCACCCUAUUUCAUUUGAAGAGGCAGCCCUCAUUAUUUUCCAGAAAUUUCUCCACCUACGAUUGUGGGUGAAUAACUGCUGGGAGUUGCCCUGUUGUUGACUCAGCACAUUCUUAACAAGGACCGCUGACCUCACUGGUUGAUACAUAGUAGGUGCUCAGUACUUUUUAAAUAAAUUAAUUGCAAAAACCAGCUACAAUCAAAGAUGUACUCAAAGGACCUGAGAUUUUUAGAAUUAAUUAAAGAGUCACAGAAUAUUGGUACACAGAAUAAGAGGCCUUACCUAUCUAGUUUUCCACCUUCAUUUUACAGAUAAGAAAACAAAUCCGGUGAGACUGAGUGACUUGUUUCAGGACACUGAACAAGUUAGCGGGAGAGCCGAGACUAGAAUCCAGGCCUCUUGAUUCAAUCUAGUGCUGGUCUUAUUGCCCCACAAUCUUUGACUUUUGAGAUCAGUGGAUUUUCCAGUAGAUUUGGAAGCCUUUAGGCUCCAACUUUAUCUCCUGUGAAACAGUAUUUAUCCCAUUAUGCUUAGUCCUUGGGAGGGUCUGCCCUCUUUCUCUGGGUGUUGCUGUGUCUCUGAAGUCUACCCACUUAGCGACUUUUGUCAUCAGUGAUACUCUUCUAGGAGAAUUAUGUGCUUUCCUUUAGACUUAAAAUACUCAUUUGAUUAGGGAGAAGCUGUUCUUGGGUUGCCCUGAGUCCUGAGUAUGAGGGAAGAAGGCUGAUAAUUUAUGGAUGGCUCUUUUUCCUCCCUCAGUGCCUCAGAUCCCUGCCCUUCAAAAGAAGCGCUCCGAGGAGGCAAGUCAGUGUUGUUUGUGUUCCUAACACAUUGUCACUGGGUAAGUGAAAUCUAGCUAGAGAGGGGAGGUUGGGGUUUUUAUGGGCGUUCUCGUUCACAAGUGGCGGCAGACCUACAGUGGGACCCACCAGUAACUGCUACACCUGGACACUGCAGAUUAAACCACAGACUACCCAGAAAUGGGCAGUAUCUUACUCAAAUUAGAUAGUGACCCAAUGUAGAAGAAGGCUAUGAAUUAAUUGGUUAUAGGACAGGACAGAGAAUGCACUAAUUUCUGGUUACACGUAACUGAACUGCAGCAAGAUGAGCUACCCCCUCUGCAGUCUUUUGGUGGAACACCUUGAAACUAGUCACUGAAUUGCUAAAUGAUACCUUCAUGCUGUAGUGGUCAGAUCUGGGGAACCUGAUGGUAAAUUACUGGAAGACCCAUUGCAAAGGUAAUUGUUUCCUCAGAAAUGUAGAAUGGGCUCCUGGACCUGUUUGGAAUAAGAGCCUAGAUUAUCACAGCUGCCAUUGUUACUGGCUGUCAAAAGGCAAUGUGGAACUUGGAUGCCGUCAAACCCAGUAAGAAUAGUACUGGGCAAAGUGAUCUCAGGUUAUAGGAACUUUGUGAAUAGAUCAUGAUUAUUUAUGUCCUGAAGAAUUUGGUAUAGUCUAAUGUAUACAUGUGUCACAUUUAUGUCUGUAUAUGUGUAUAAGCGUUGAGAGAUGCCUAGAAAAAAGUUUAUUAAAAAGCCAACUGUAUUUUCUCUUGGUGGUAGGAUUUCAAGUGAUUUCCUUUCUGGACUAAUUAUAGAACAUCUUAUGCAAAGAAUCUAUAGCAUGUAUAGAUAUACAAAGACUAGCAUAUAUCCUUUGUAUGAUAAAAAAAAAAAAAACCCACUGCCGUCAAGUCGAUUCUGACUGAUAGCGACACUAUAGGACAGAGUGGAAUUGCCCCGUAGAGCUUCCAAGGAGCACCUGGCAGAUUCGAACUGCUAACCUCUUGGUUAACAGCUGUAGCACUUAACCACUAUGCCACCAGGGUUUCCCCUUUGUAUGAUAGGAAAAAAAACCACUUUAUCUUGGAAGAAAAAAUGAAGGAGGUAAAAGUGUGAUUAGAAUGUUGGUUCUGUGUUUACUGAUUUAAACCACCUGGAGUUUAUCUUUGUAUCUGCUUGUUAUGGAUUGAAUUGUGUGUGCCUCCCCAAAAUCCUACUUCCUAUACCAGUGGAAUAAGGUCAUCUUUGUUAUGCUAAUUUUUGUUAUGCUAAUUAGGCCAUAUCAGUGUAGGAUGUGUCUUAAACCUACUAAUUUAUGAGAUAUAAAAAGAGCAGCUCGGGCACAGAGAACCAAGUACAAGCAGGAGGGGAAGAGACGUGCCAUGUGGAAAUCGCCAAGGAGCCAAAGAGUGCUGGAUCUACAGAAGCUGAAAGAGAUCUUCCCCAGAGCCAACAGAGAGAAAGCCUUCUUCUAGAGCCAGUGCCCUGAAUUUGGACUUUCAGCCUCUGAAACUCUGAGAAAAUAAAUUUCCGUUCUCUAAAACCACCCACUUGUGGUAUUUCUCUUACAGCAGCACUCACAAACCAAGACAAUGGUAUAUCCGUACUGGAAGUUCAUAUAACUGGUAAGGACAGAGAGAGAGGUCCAGGCAAGAUACUCAGUAUGUUUAACAACCAGUGUGGGUACAGGCACUGCCCACUCAGAUCAGCCUCUCACUGUAAACAGCUGGUGCAGAUAUAGCAGUGUGUGCCAGCUGACUCUCAGCCCCCAGUAGAUCCAUAUAUAUCAACAUGAAGUGACCUCUAAGACCCAUUCUUAUGUGAUACAAAAAGCAAAUUGCAGACCAGUACCUAUAGAAGGAUUUUAUUUAGGUAAAAAGAAUCUACCUCUAUUUGUGUGUGGAAAAAUAUAUAGAAAAAAGACUAAAAGAAUAUACUCCAAACUUAAUAAUGAUUAUGUUUGGUGAAGGAAAUCUGUUUGUUUGAAUGGUGGGGUGGUGAUGACUAUAAAAAUAACUUUUAUUCUACAUACUUUUGUGUUGUCCAGGUGUUUUACUGUGAGGAUACAUUCAUGUGUAACUUGUGUAAUGAGAAAACUGAAAUGAAACGGGGCCUCAGAGCAAGAAUGUCUGCAUGUCUCAGCACCAUCCAGUGAGGAGCUUGCCCUGAUGUGUGGCACCUCAGUCUCUGUUCUCUGAUUCUGUGUGCUCUUACCCAGGGCAUUAGGGCUUGAGAGUUUGAUAUCAUUAAGAUUAUUCAAGUACUCUUCUCUGUCUCCAAUUUUGUGCUUCCUGAGGAAUGUCCUGAUGAGAUUGAUUUGAUUCUCAUACCAUUUUUCUAUAGUGGAGAGAAUGUGUUAACCACUAGACAUGGAGCGUAGAAUGUGUUAACCACUAGACAUGGAGCAUAGAAAUUUUUCAUUGUAAUUGUAUACUGACUUUCUGUUUCCUACAUCAUUCAGAUUCUGAAGGAUUUCUAUGGCUACAAAGGUGAGGGCCAAAUUCUGGACUGUAACGCUAUAGUCAAAUCACUGUCCUGUGAGACCUUCUUUCCUAUGCACCACCUCACUCUUGUUUUUCUGUAAACACACAGUGAUAUCUGAUUUUCUUUCAGUACGUGACUUUUGUUUUCAAACCUAGAGAUUUCCCAAUUGGACGUAAGGGGAAAGCUAUAGAUGCUGAGUGUUCUGGAGAGAAAGAGAGGCCCAAAGAGACACCUUAUCCAGGCAGGAAGACCAAGCUUGGUGUCAAGUUAGCUGAGGAAGAAGUGGAGAGUCAGAGAGGUCGGUCAUCUGGAUUUCUCAUUUGGAGCCACUGAAAAUGCACACUGAACAAGGAAGAAGGGAAAUUCUGUAGGAAUGAUUGGGAGAACACCACAUACACACACAAACCCUUCCCAGGAGAACAGUGUUUAUUUAAUGAUAAUCAUUACUGAGGAAACACCUUGCGUGUAUCAUGAAUUUCAGAGAUGCUUUCAUCUAAAUCCGAACUUAUUGGAGAGAAGCCCCAGCGGUGUCCUACAAGCAGCAUGAGUUCCAGCCAGAUUUCACUCCAAGCGAAACCCCAGAGACUUAACAUGCAGAAGAAAACUUCAAAAUGCAGCGAAUGUGGGAAGUGCUUUACUCAGAGAUCAUCUCUUACCCAGCAUCAGAGGAUUCACACAGGAGAGAGGCCCUAUACAUGCAGUGAAUGUGGAACUUGUUUCUGUAAACAGUCAAAUCUCACUCAGCAUCUGAGAAUUCACACAGGAGAGAAACCUUAUAAAUGUAAUGAAUGUGAGAAAGCCUUUCAAACAAAAGCAGUCCUUGUCCAGCAUCUGAGAAUUCAUACUGGAGAGAAACCCUAUAAAUGCAAUGAAUGUGGAAAAGGCUUUUGUCAGAGCCCAUCCCUUACUAAACACCUGCGAAUUCAUACUGGAGAGAAACCCUAUAAAUGCAGUGAAUGUGAUAAAGCCUUCAGUCAGAGCAUAUGCCUUACUCGUCAUCAGAGAUGUCACUCUGGAGAUAAACCUUACAAGUGUAAUGAGUGUGGGAAAGCCUUUAAUCAGAGUGCAUGCCUCACACAGCAUCAGAGAAUCCAUUCGGGAGAGAAGCCGUAUACAUGUACCGAAUGUGGGAAAGCUUUCAGUCAGAGCUCUUCCCUUGUUGAACAUGAGAGAACUCACACCGGAGAGAAACUUUAUAAGUGUAGUGAGUGUGAAAAAACUUUCCGCAAGCAAGCACACCUUAGUGAACAUUACAGAAUUCAUACUGGAGAGAAACCUUAUGAAUGUAUUGAAUGUGGAAAAUCCUUUAGGCACAGUUCAGCACUUGUUAGACAUCAGAAGCUUCAUGCUGGAGAUUAAAACUUGGGAUACAAUGAGUGUGGAAAGGCUUCUAUGAAAAUGCCACUUUUCCCCCUCUAAAUUCCUGAGAGUUUAAGACUCCUAAGGUUAGAUGAAUGUUUUAUAUUUUGAGCAAGAGACAAUAUAUCUUAAAAAGUUAAGAAAUAGGCCUCAGAACUACAUUGUCCAGAAUUUGAUCCGUUUGCCACUUAAUGGUUGUGUGACGUGCAAAUUACUGAGCUUUGGUUUCCCCAUUUUUUUUUUUUUUAAAAGGAAUAAUAGGGAUACUUCCUAGGGUUAUCUUGAGAAUACAAUAAGUUGUAUAUAGUAAUUAGCUGCCGUUAGUUGGUGUUGAGUUACGGAUGUUCCAAAAGUUUAUUUAAAAAAAUCUGGCUAUCGAAAAUGAGCAAAAGUUUAGCAUUAGGUUUUUUGGUUCUCAUAAUGUACUUUUUCUCAAGAACGUUCUUAUAAUUGAGCUAAGAUGUCACGCUUAUCUACGGAAGCCUAAACGAUAAUGUCUAGAUUUAAUAGCAGAAUGCAAUUUAAGACUGGUUUAUCCUUGAGAAAAAUCAGAUUUAAUCACAGAAAAAAGAAAUCAUUGGAGUUUGCGUGGGCAUUGUGAUUAUACUUCUGGAUAUUCGGAAGAGCUUUUUUUAGAUUUUGAUACCUCCCUUUAUUGGGUCUGGAGCUUUGGUGGCACAGUGUUUAAGAACUAUGACUGUUAACCAAAAAGGUUGGCAGUUCAAGUCCACCAGCUGGUCUGUGGAAACCUUAUGGGACAGUUCUACCCUGCCCUGUAGACUUGCCAUGAGCUGAAAUCAACUUGACGGCAAUGGGUUUAGUUUGGGGUUUUAUUGGGUCUAGUUUCACUUCAAACCCUAGGCUUCUCUUUUCCAUGAACAGAGGGCAGAAGGCAGAGAGUAGACAGACAUUCGUUUAGUCAAGGGGUGGGAGAUGGAGAGUACGAGCAUGUUGAGGAAGAUGUGGCUGUACUUGUGAAUUUUAGGAGCACAGCACUAAAUGGGGUCUCUUGAAGGAAAAGGAGGGUAGGAGAUACUGAGUUCUCAAGUGCCGGUAGGUGGCGCCACUGACCAACAACAGUUGUAAGUUGCCAGUUGAUUCCGACUCAUGGCAACCCCAUGUGUGCAGGGUAGACCCGUUCCAUAGCAUUUUCGAGGCUGUGACCUUUCAGAAGCAGAUCACCAGGCCUGUCAUCUGAGGCACCUCUGGGUGGGUUUGAGCCACCAACCUUUUGGCUAGUGGUCAUGUGCUUAACCCUUUGCACCAGUGUUAUGGAUUGAAUUGUGUCCUCUAAAAAUAUGUUGUAAAUCCUAACCUCUGUGCCUGUCGUUAUAAUCCCAUUUGGGAAUGGGUUGUCUUUGUUAUGUUAGUGAGACAGGAUUAGUGUGGAGUUGUCUUGAGUUAACCUCUUUUGAGAUGUAAGAGAUUAAACAAGCCAGCAGAGCAGAGAUGGGGGAAGAGAGAAGCCAAGCCACAUCAAGAUCACCCAGGAGCAGCAGCUCAGAAAACAUAAAGACCUCCUCUAGAGCCGACAGAGACGGAAAGCCUUCGCCUAGAGCCGGUACCCUGAAUUCAGGCUUCUAGUCUCCUAAACUGUGAGAAAAUAAAUUUCUGUUUGUAAAAGCCACCCACUUGUGGUAUUUCUGUUAUAACAGCACUAGGUAACUAAGACAACCACCCAGGGAUUCUUGACCAACAACUAGUUGCCUUUAAAAGCAAGGGAGAACAGUGUCUUGGGGGAUGCUUGUGAAUCAGGGGUUGCUUCACAGCAAAGAAUGGCUUCUUUAACCUAUAAAGAAGCAAAUAAACCAAAGGAUACUUUUUCUGGUGCUUCAUGCAAUGCUGAGCUCUUUAAUGGACAUCUAAAAGCACUCAUGUAAAAAAAAAAAGCAGUUGUGGCGGAGUUGAUUCCUACUCAUGGCGACCCCGUGUUUGUGAGAGUAGAACUGUGCCCCAUAGGGUUUUCGGUGCCUGAUUUUUUCGGAAAUAAAUCACCAGGUAAAAAAGAUAGAUGUUACUAUCCACAUUCCAGAGUCAAGAAAACAGAAGAUAUUUGGGUUGCUCAAAGUCAAGCAGCUGAUGUCAGAGUUGACUUUUUAGUCUUUUUAGUCCAAGCGUAGCCGUGGUUUUUACAGUACCAAACUCACUUACAGGUAGUUUUCCAUUAUUGAACCUUCCUCUUACUGAUGUGUGAGAUGUUAGAAUUGUGGAAACCACUUUUUAAAUCAAAGGUUUAUUUUCUUAGUUUAAAGUAAUGAAUGCCCAAUGAAAUACAUUUAUAAAAUUAAGAGAGGGACUAGAUACCUAGAGAAAUCAGUGUGGGGGUUGCCCAGGACUUCACUGCACUGCACUGAAAGACCCGUCUCCUGGGGAUCAGGAUUUGGAGUUCAGAUUUCUUCUCACACUAUAAUGUCCUGGCUUGGUGGCCUGGGGAGAAAUAAGAAAUACCCUUUCACUCUGACUUUGAAAUAGACAGUGGGUUUUGCAAAUUGGUCCCAACCAAACCAAGACUCCCCUUUAUUCCUAUUGAUUAGGGAAGAAAGACUGAAGGUGUGGGUUUCCUCUCUGUGGCUAUCCAGAAGUAGAACUGGUCUUAUUCCUGGCUCUCUUUCCUAUGACAGUGCCUUCUACAACUCAAAUUUCUGCCUCUUUCCAAAAGAAGUGCCAGGGUAAGCCCGUAAGGCCACUGUGCCAAUGACACCAAUGCAACAGGUGAGCUGUGGGCCCCUCAUGCCUAAGCUUGGAUUUUAGAUACGGCCACGACUGGCCCAUCGUGCUGUCUGUUCUGCAAGCCUGAGUCUCACACCUUUGAAAUCAUCUCUGAGAUUAAAGAUGGAGAAGAAUCCAUCCUAAGGAAAGCAGAUGCCCUGAGUUUGGGACACUUCCUUUGGCUUGCAUCUGUGGCAGGAUGGUCUGGGGACUCCUUGGCAUCCACUCCAGCUCCUUACACCUAGUCCUGCCAACUACGGACGCUGAAGGCAGUUGGUAGCUCUCAGCUUCCCUGCCCUGGAGCUGGCGGCAUUGAUGGCAGGGUAGCAUGCAGUGGUCCGGUAAUCUAGAAUCUGAGCCUUGGAGGAGGGUUCUACUUUGAUCCUGCUCUAAACUUCAUGGAACUCAUCGCAGAUCUUUCCUUCUUAGUCCUGGAGAGAGAAGUGUAGAGCUGCAUUUUAGACAGCCUCGUGUGCAAGAUGGAGUCAGCAUGCUUCCACUUUGCAUUACUAUCCAAAAAGUGACCUUGGGAUUCUGACUGAAAACUGACCCUGGAAAAGUCAUGCUUCCAUUUUGCUCAGAACUGCAAGAAAUCGCCAGAAGCCUGUAGCUAAGCACAUAUUCAGAGGAAAUAACAGUAACGGUUAUAAUUUAUUGAGCAAUUUUUGCAUACAGAACUGUGUUAAGCCUUUUAUAUAGGUAUCUCUUGUGAUCUUCUCAACCACUGGGUGAGGUAGGAAUUAUCCUGACUUUACUGUUGAGGAACCUGAGUCUUAGUUACUGGGGUUCAGUAAUGAAUUUAAGUUCACACAACUGGUAAGUGGUCUUGUUGGGAGUUGAAGCCAAGUUCACAGGAGAAAGGAAGGACAGGCUGCCCUGAACUUCUCUGGGAGAGGAUCUGGUGGGAGCAGCAGUGGUGAUGCUGGAGGAAGGCAAUGUGUGUAGGCAUCUGACCUGUCACCACCACUCGCUCAGAUACAGCAGCUCAGCAGCCCCUAUGGGCUUGAAGAAGCCAGGGUGGCAGGAGCAACCCCAGGACAUACCCUUCAACUUCUGGGUCCCUUGUGUCAGCAAGUCCAGGGAUUGGGGCUGAUGGACAUACGGGGUGAUCUGGCUCCUAUAGAAUGGAACACAGCUGGUGCAUAUAGCAGGGUCCCUAGGAAAUACGGUGAGGUAAGGAAGGCUUCGUCUCACAUACUUUGGACGUAUUACCAGGAGGGACUAGUACGUGGAGAAAGACAUCAUGCUUGGUAAAGUGGAGGCUCCGUGAAGGAGAGGAAGACCCUCAAGGAGAUGGAUUGACACAGUUGCCGCAACAAUGGGCUCAAGCAUAACAAAGAUCAUGGGGAUGGUGCAGGGCCGGGCAAUAUUUUCGUUUUGUGGUACAUAGGGUUGCUAUGAGUUGGAAGUGACUCAACGGCACCUAGCAACAAGGAAGACUGAACAAGAAGGGGUUCUUGGAGAGAUGCUUAAUUUGGAGAUAGAACUGGGGAAGGAGGCCAGGGACCAGGGAAGGGGAUAUGGGGGGAUCAGUCUGUCUGACUUCAACAAUAUCCCAGGUAGGAUUCUACGAAUGGGGCUUGUAUAGCAGGGAAGGGUCAGCUCUCCAUGCUGCAACUGGUCUUCCCUUAGUCAGGAGUCCCAAGAUGGGGCCUGAGGGUGUGGGGGGCAGUCAGGUGUGGGUGCUACACCUUGUCCCAAAGACUCUUCCCUUGAGGAAGCAGGUAGAUCAGGUCAUCCUGGGGUUCCAGGGAUUGAAGGAGGGGCAUGUUAGCACCUAUGAACCUCUUCAGAAUCCUAAGGACAGGGCCAAUUCUCGGUUCUUCUGGGGCUCCCCCAACUCUCUGCUGAUGGUUCAACACCUGGUAUUAGGUAAAGGUACCAGAAUGGUAAGACAUGUGGAGGAAGGAAAAUAAGAGAAACAACAAAUGAAUUAGCUUCAAAACUCAAAUUGUGUGUGUGUGUGUGCAGGAAGAGGUGGUGUGCAACCCUGUGCAGGGGUCAAGGUGACAACUUGACCUAGAAGGGUGAGUUGUGCUCUUGUCUCCUGUCCCCAGGAAUAUUAUGGGGUAGUUGAGCAGUUUAUUUGAGUACAUAUGCUCUUUUUAAGGUUUGGGGGUGCGAGGACUGUGAGGCUACAAACUGCACUAUAAAAGGGGUAAGGUGGGCAAACCCGACCUUAAUUGCUAACUGCAUGACAAGGAUCAGCAUGAAUCCAGUUCCCAACUGGAAGUGGAUCCAUGCCUCACCUUCCCACAUGUCCACUGCUCACUGCCAGUCACUUCCCUGACAAUUCCUCUCUGACCCUGACCACCCAGAAUUAGAUCAGACCUCAACCUCGGCUACCCUGAGGCCUGGUCACCAGGGAGCAACCGUAGGCCCAGGAGUCUGUACAGCUCCCUGCACUUCAGGUCAGCUGGCCCCUGUCUUGUCCCCUGGGACUAGGUCACAAGGUAGGAGGACUUUAUUCUUCUUCAUCAACUGCCCAUGCAGCCUUUUCCUAACACUAGCCACCCAGAGCUAGGUCUAUACAAAUCGACUCUGUACUCCCAGCCCCUGCUGGCUUGCUGACCCCGUGGGUUCACUGACUCUAAAGGCUCACAAAAUUCACAGAGAUUGUUAUCUAUA